AUGAAUGGCGGUAGAGCGGAUGCUUCGACGUCGACUGAAGAUGUAAAAGUUAGUAUUUUAUAUUGUUACACUUCUCCAAGAUAUUUACGCUCGAGUGUGUUCCUUGCUGGAAGACCGCUCUGCUUAUUCUACUUCACCCAUCCAUUCGGAGUGCUAUCGCCAGAACCACCUACAAUAACAACAGCACCUCCCAACAUAGCACGAACUUUCGUCAACAUGGAACCAGUUCCUCCAUUCUGGACCUCCUCGUCAUCACAGGAUUAUGACACUACAUCUACACGACCAAGUUUUGAUCUUGGAAAUGCGACAGUCCAUCGAAAUCCAAUCAGCCUGGUCCGUAAUUACGAGGUAGAUUUUCGGAGGGAUACUUUUUCUUCAUCUCUCUUUUCGAGUGAUCUUUGGUUUAGUUCGAGUGCUAGUUCUAGGAAUUGUGAAAGACGUGUGAUACCGUAUCACAGAACAUUACCACCUUUAGAAUUACCAACUCGAGAUUUGCCGAUAGAAUUUGACAGUUCUGAUGAAAUUUGGCCAAAAAAGUGCUUAAAUCGGGAAAAGUUCUCCUUACCCCCUAUAGAAUUGCCCUUGAGUUCAAUGAGUGAUGUUUUAGAAGAUAAAGUGUCUGUAUGUGAUAGUGAUUCAGUGAAGAAGUACAAACGAGUAGUUGGUGUGCGGAAACAUAAAAGAAAAUCUCGUUUAAGCAGUGUGAGGAGAAUGCUUACAUGUCUCAUGCGGCGAAACGUUAGAGUCCUCAUGGGCUACAUUCUCGACGAUUGUCCUACAAUAAACUAUUGCUGCUUCGUGGUACCUUUACGAACAGGUGUUAUCAUUAUAUCAGUUAUUGGCUUAUUGUGGGCAGCUAUACACACCUUCGGCUUCACAUCUACAGGUAUCAAUGUCUUAGAAGAUUUGGGAUUGCCCAGCUUUUUUGAAAAACCCAUGAGGUAUGUCCAUGGGGUCUUCGGUGUUCUUCUGAGUGCUGUAAAUGUUGUUCUUUUUUUUGCUGCAGUAUUCGAAAGUGAUGCUCUUUGUGAAGUUUAUAUAUGGUUUAUGGUGGUAUUUUGGGUAGUUUUAAUUUUAUCAACAUCAGCUAUUGUUUGUGGUGCGAUUACACAAGGGGUUAUAUUAUUCGCAUGUAUCUAUCUUCUAGCAAUAUUUUUCACUCAAGUACUGAUAUCAUUUUACUUCACUUUAAUUGUCGCAAAUUAUAGAAUGACACUGCCA
Messenger RNA from Brenthis ino (lesser marbled fritillary), 1221 nucleotides. The record is from the annotation of a GenBank genome assembly. NCBI's taxonomy places the organism in Eukaryota, Metazoa, Arthropoda, Insecta, Lepidoptera, Nymphalidae.